AUGUUAGGAGUAGCAUUCAGUCCAGAUGGACUCAAAUUGGCGUGUGCAUCGUCGAAGGGCUACAUUGAUGUUCGGCGCACCGAUAACCUCAGGGUACUUUUCCAAUUUACAGUAUCCAAUUCGCCAGUUCGAGGUAUUGUGUGGUCACCCAAUGGCCAGCAACUUGUCUCCAUAUCACAUAAUAAACUCCAGUUCUGGAACUCGUCCAAUGGACAUCAGAUCGGCCAAGCUUCCGGUCGCAAGCGCUAUAACUCGCUCGCCAUCUCUUCUGAUGGCUCCUUCAUUGCCACUGCCUCGAACGACAAAACCGUGCGGCUGUGGUGUACAAAAACACACCAGCAGAUAGGAGAAGCCCUCGACCACACCGUGGUUGCUACCUGCGUUGCAAUUUCCCCCGAUGCAGAACUGCUCGUGAACGGAGGCAAGGAUGGGAAAGUUCAGGUCCGGCUGGUCGAGAACGUACUUUCCACAGCGAUGCAGCUAGAUUCCUCAUACGACUCCUACUUUGCGCACUGGGCGCUCGGACGAAAUCUUUAUCGACGGCCCCUUUCUGACGCAGAAAAGGUCAUUGAAAACAGCCCCUCAUCAUAUCUUGGGUACGAGAUGAAGCAUAAAGCGCUUCACGCGGGACAACGCUAUGACGAAGCAAUCGAGGCCUUGGACAGCAUGCUCUCCAAGCUGAAUGAUACACCCGACCCACAGAUACGACAGCUGCAUCGGAAGUAUGUCAAGCAAUCCAAAGUAGAUGAUGCUAUUCGAGGAGCCGUUCACACUCGUUUGGAAAGUGCCCCACUUCGUCUACUCGAGACAUCCACCGGAUAUUUAUGCAAUCGAGAGGCACAAAUAAGAAUCUUCAUGAAAAGUACGGAGUACAAGAAGCUUUUGUAUGAGUCAAUGAUCCGUGCGCCCAUCAACACGGAGUCCAUCAACAAGGCGGUCGCAAAAUUCUUCGGUUGGGUUAUGUUAUCGCAUAGAUGGGACCGCAAGGAGCCGUUGCUGCACAACAUCCAAGGCAGGGUCGUAUACGAGUUGAACGAAGUUGGCGGCAUAGAGAAGCUGCGGAAGUUCUGCAGAAAGGCUCGCGAUCUGGGCUAUCGUUGGGCUUGGAGCGAUACGUGCUGCAUCGACCAGGAAAACAAUGUUGAACUUCAACGAUCAGUCAACUCCAUGUUCGUUUGGUAUCACCAAUCAGCUCUUACGAUCGUCUACCUGUCAGAUGUCCCACCUUCGGCGGAGUGGGGCGCACUGGCAAACAGUGAUUGGAAUACACGAGGAUGGACUGUUCAAGAAUUCCUUGCUCCUCGAGUUAUUCUCUUCUACCGUGCAGAUUGGGCUCCCUAUCUCAAUGACCACUCUGAUAACCACAAGAAGUCUGCCGCUAUUAUGCAGGAGUUAGAGAAUUCAACAGGCAUAAACACACGGGCCCUCGUCGCCUUCCGUCCGGGGAUGAGAGACGCCCGCGAGAAGCUGAAAUGGGUGUCGACGCGUGUCACCACGUUACAGGAAGACAUCGUAUACUCGCUGUUCGGUAUUUUCGGUGUCCACUUACCUGUCAUAUAUGGCGAGACGAAACAAAACGCGCUCGGUCGGCUCUUGCAGGAGAUUGUCGGUCGGUCGGGUGACAUUACCGUCCUGGACUGGGUCGGAAAAGCAUCCGACUUCAAUAGCUGUCUCCCAGCUGAUGUUACCUCGUACGAAGCUCCACCAUUCACAUUGCCAUCUCUACUAGGGGACGUGAUGCGGAGAUCUGUCUCCAAGCUGCGAAAUACUGUGGCCGUGGAGUUAGCUUCGAAACUGUAUACCCUGCUCGACAACCUCAGUCUCCCUCGUUUCACGAACUACAGAUUGCAACUGCCUUGCAUCGCAUUUCCUGUCACAAAAGUCAGACAGAGACACGGUCAACACGGGGGAAUAUAUUACACUUAUGACGUCGAGGCAGAUGGGCUUCAAGACCUGUUGAUCACCACAGAAAACACAUUGACUCAAUUCUCGCCGGCACAACCCACCCCACAGAAAUUCUUCAUCAUUCGUCCGUGGGACCGCCAUGAUCUCGGGCUGCCUGAUUUCUCGGACGAUGCGCAGAGGGUGCUGGAGCCCCCACUCCCAUCGCAGUUAGACUCACCCGACGAGUCCCCCGGAGAGAACGAACCAAAUGAGAUGGACGCUCAUUCGCAAGCGUUGAGGUUAAUCGUUCGCCUCGGACAACCUUUUGCUGCACUGUUGGUUGCGCAGCAGCGUGGUUGGGAGUACAAGAGGAUUGCGUCGGAUUACCGUAUCAUCGCAUGCGUCAAGGACAUGGCUUCGAUUGAGAAUAUGAUGGAUGUCAGGAUGCUAGAGAUGCUGUAG
This is a messenger RNA of Suillus fuscotomentosus, 2346 nucleotides long. RefSeq lists its product as uncharacterized. Lineage: Eukaryota; Fungi; Basidiomycota; Agaricomycetes; Boletales; Suillaceae. The record is from RefSeq and is a predicted model, not a curated record. The transcript is spliced from 3 exons. The coding region runs from base 1 to 2346 and encodes 781 amino acids. Gene Ontology annotation, molecular function: protein binding.